Sardina pilchardus (European sardine) is the source of this 1598-nucleotide messenger RNA. RefSeq names its product caspase-3-like. The record is from RefSeq and is a predicted model, not a curated record. The transcript has 7 exons. Gene Ontology annotation, cellular component: cytoplasm. Gene Ontology annotation, biological process: positive regulation of neuron apoptotic process; proteolysis; erythrocyte differentiation. NCBI's taxonomy places the organism in Eukaryota, Metazoa, Chordata, Actinopteri, Clupeiformes, Clupeidae. Bases 115 to 954 code for a protein of 279 amino acids.
ACAAACCAUUAGUAUUAUGUUGCCAAUCGGGCACAUUGGCGGUCAUAACUUCCUAUCUAGGUCGUCGGUGUGAAAAAUCCCCAACCUCUUUUCCUCCACUUUCAGUGAUUCAAGAUGUCGAGCACAGUGGACGGUGAUAGUGUGGACGCUAAGCCAACUCAAAGGCCAGAGAAGCCCUCAGGCCCUAGAGGGGAGUCACAUGUUGAUGCUAAACCUCCAUCUGAUGCCUACCGGUACAAAAUGAAUUACCCGUCCAUAGGCCAGUGUAUCAUCAUCAACAACAAGAACUUUGACAGAAGGACAGGCAUGAACAUACGGAAUGGGACUGAUAUGGACGCAGGAAAUUUAAAGAGGGUCUUUUCUCAGCUUGGCUAUAAAGUCAAGAUCAACAAUGACCUCUCCGUAAAAGACAUCAAGACAUUAUUAAGCACCGUGGCCAAGGACGACCACAGCCAGUCCGCCUCCCUGGUGUGUGUCCUGCUGAGCCACGGAGAUGAGGGCGUGCUGUACGGGACCGAUGGCGCUGUAGACCUCAAGGAACUCACCAGCCUCUUCAGGGGAGACCGAUGCCCCACGCUGGUUGGGAAGCCAAAGCUCUUCUUCAUUCAGGCGUGUCGGGGCACAGACCUGGAUAGCGGCAUUGAGGCGGACAGUGUGGCUGAGGAAGGAUCCACGGAGAGGAUACCAGUGGAGGCAGACUUCCUUUAUGCGUACUCCACUGCACCUGGCUAUUACUCCUGGAGAAACACCUCAUGUGGCUCAUGGUUCAUUCAGUCUGUGUGUGACAUGAUGCUCAAGUAUGGCAAAGAGCUGGAACUCAUGCAGAUCAUGACACGGGUGAACCACAAGGUGGCGCUGGAGUUCGAGUCUUGUUCCAAUCUCCCGGGAUACAAUGCCAAGAAACAGAUUCCUUGCAUUGUGUCAAUGCUGACCAAAGAAGUGUACUUCCCCUAGCGAUGUGACCAAAGAUUAGGCAGAUUACAAUGGGACUUGGCUGCAUGACAUAGUGGACCACAUAGUGGAAAUCAUUGUAAAAUGUUUAGUGACAUGCUGAAGAAUACUUGAUGAGUGUCCACAGGAUACAGGUGUAUAAACAAACAAUUACUUUUUUAUAAACAGAAACUAUAUGAAUAUAAAAUAAUUCAUUUUGCACAAUGGAUGGUAUACAACGGUUUGAAACUAGAACGGUUAGACGGUUCAGCUGGAAAUGACAGAAAAGUAAGAAUUGGAAGACUAUACUUGAAAAAAGUCAAGCAGGGGGUUUACCAGUUUUGUUUUAUUGUGUUAAGUGUGGAUCUCUACGUGUUGCCAUUGGCUAUUUGUUAUUUAUGGGUGGAAUGAAUGAUAUACUAUUCAGGGGUGACAUGUCUUGACAUCAGUGGGAGGAGCUGCAUAGUGUGCUCUGUAAGAUAACAUGCAGGGUAGUGCUGCACAGGAAAGACAAGCUGUAAAAGGGACCAAAAUGACACAACACAACUGGUUAUACUCAUCUUGCAUUCAAACACUAAACAGAAAUGAAUGUGUACUUUCACUUGACUACUACAAACUGUUAAUGUGCCAAAUUUCAUUAAACAUGAACGCUUCAGUUUUGAACAUAA